Clupea harengus (Atlantic herring) is the source of this 4929-nucleotide messenger RNA. It is a transcript of the gene frmd4bb, whose product is annotated as FERM domain containing 4Bb. Gene Ontology annotation, cellular component: cytoskeleton; bicellular tight junction; adherens junction. The record is from RefSeq and is a predicted model, not a curated record. Gene Ontology annotation, molecular function: cytoskeletal protein binding. Lineage: Eukaryota; Metazoa; Chordata; Actinopteri; Clupeiformes; Clupeidae. Gene Ontology annotation, biological process: establishment of epithelial cell polarity.
CACACAGUGGACUUGUGGCUGGCAGGCUGGUCUGGUCUGGGCUGAGCCUUGGAGUGCUCUGGGGCCUGCCCUCCUCUCUCUGCUGCCUGGCCCUGGGCCUGUCCAACCCCAACAGAGGGAAAAAAGCUUGUGCUGCGGCUCCGGAGGAACACUAGGAGUCUGUAUGAGUGCUCGGGUCCGUCCGUCCAGCAGCUCUCCAGGAGCCAGGGGCCUGCUUUAUUUGGAGUGGGGGACGAUCCCGUCACCUAUGUGACAGUUCUAGCUAGAGCUGAAGUGUUUUUUUUUUUAAAUCUGGAGCUUAGCGAAUGGGUGCCGCGCGGCUGAAAGAACAGCCUGUCUAGAACCUGACCCAGACGGCCCGGAGCAGAGAGGAGACGAGCGGCGCUGAGCGGCGCGGCGGGGAGCAGAGCGUUACGUAAGGCAGGACUUGUGUACCAGUCGUCGGCGUCGCCGCGACCAUGGCCCGCAGCUUAAUGGUCAGUGUGGAAAAGCUGCUUGUGCAGAGUAGCAGGUUCCUGUGGGACGUCGCGCUCUGGCUGCUCAGGAGGUGCUACUUCGAGAGGAUGAGGUCAUGCCAGCAGUGUCUGCAGACCUGCUUUUACCUGGGCGAGGUCUAUCAGAUGACAGAGGGGAGACUAUGCCAGGUGCAUCUCCUUGACAACCGGAAACUAGAGCUGCUGGUUCAGCCUAAACUGUUGGCCCGCGAACUCUUGGAUUUAGUGUCCUCCCACUUUAACCUCAAAGAGAAGCAAUACUUUGGGCUCACAUUUAUUGAUGACACCGGCCAGUGCAAGUGGCUGCAGCUGGACCGCAGGGUUCUUGAGCAUGACUUCUCCAAGAAGUCUGGGCCUAUCUCACUCAACUUCCUGGUCAGGUUUUACAUCGAGAACAUAUCUCUCCUGAAGGACACCACUACAGUGGAGUUGUUUUUCCUCAAUUCAAAAACUGCCAUUUACAAUGGAGAUAUUGAAGUGGAAAGUGAAGUCGUCUUCAAGCUUGCAGCCCACGCCUUACAGGAGGCCAAAGGGGACUACACAAGUGAUGAGACCACUAGGACGGACCUGAAGAAGCUGCCCACUCUCCCCACCAAAGUGCUGAAGGAGCACCCGUCGCUUGCAUAUUGUGAGGAGCGUGUGAUUGAGCACUACAAGCUGCUGCAGGGCCUCACCCGGGGCCGGGCCAUAGUGCAGUAUUUGGCUUUAGUGGAGUCGCUGCCAACAUAUGGCGUCCAUUACUAUGAAGUCAAGGACAAGCAAGGAAUCCCAUGGUGGCUUGGAAUCAGCUACAAAGGAAUUGGUCAAUAUGACUUACAGGACAAAGUAAAGCCACGCAAGCUUUUCCAGUGGAAACAGCUGGAGAACCUCUACUUCCGUGAGAAGAAGUUUGCAGUGGAGGUGAACGACCCUCACAGGACUGUGACCAAGCGUACCUUUGGGCAGACGGGUUUGGUUAUCCACACCUGGUAUGCCAGCCACUCGCUGAUUAAAACCAUUUGGGUCAUGGCCAUUAGCCAGCACCAGUUCUACUUGGAGAGGAAACAGAGCAAAGCUAAAAUGAGCGCAGCGAGAAGUUUAAAUGACGUCGCCCAGGACCUCACAGAGAAUGGUGCAUCGAAGAUAAGCAAAGGUCAUUUGGGGAUAAAGAAUCAACUCAUCAUGGCCAGUAAUGGGAGCCUUGGAUCAACAGGUUCGGCAGACUCUGAAAUGAAUGACGACCAGAAGAAAGAGAAGAUAUCCGAUCUAAAGAAGAAGGAGAAGGACAUCCAGGAUUCCUUGCUCCAUAAAAUGAAGGAACUGAAGAAAAUCUGCCUAAGAGAAGCGGAGUUGACGGGCAGGCUCCCGAAAGAGUACCCACUGACCACCGGUGAGAAACCUCCACAAGUCAGACGGCGGGUCGGGACGGCCUUCAAACUGGACGACCUCUUCCCAUACAACGAGGACCCCUACCUGAGGAACUUGGAGAGCAGGUUUGCCCUGCAGCGGAAGAUCGUGGAGGCUGCCAAGAAGCUGGCUACAGAACUAGACCUCAACAAGACGGUGAAGAAGAAGAGGCGGAGGAACUGCCUGGACGCUAUGCAGAAGCUCCAGGAGAUCGAGGACGAGAUGAACCAGUACCGCAUCAAGAAAGGCAAGAAGCCCACCCAGAGAGCUUCUCUGAUCAUAGCAGAUGAGCUGGUGCCGUCGGAGUGCAGCUCCCUGUCUGAUAGCCUGCCGCUGGAUGAUGAUGACUCUGAUGGGGUUCAGAGGCCGCGGUCUCGCUCCGUGCAGUGUUCCCCUUACAUGAGCCCGCCGCCCUCCGCUGGUUUGGACUACGACCUGGAGAGGAGAGCUUCAGCCAGUGACCAGCAUCAGGACCGGGCUCUCAGCAGAUUAGAUUAUGACCUCCAGGACACGGGACAUUACUAUGGCUCAAGGGAAGUCUCGUCCACCCACAGCAGUCCUUACAAAACCAUGCCGAGGCAUCUGCGAGACGCCCGCAGCAUGCCCCAAACGCCCGUCAUGACCCGCAACGCUUACAGCAGCAGUCAGCUCAGGUCGGACGGGAACGUGCAGUGUUUCCGGCACCGCAGCGGCAGCCUUGAGUCCCAGUCGCACCUGCUACGAGAAAACGGCUCGGAGAAGCCCACCUUCACACUCUCGCCCGCCCGCCGCAGCAACAGCUCCGAGGCCCUGGACGACUGCUCCUCGUACACCAGCCUGUCCAGCGCCGACUACGCCCAGUAUCGCACCAUUGACCACCGCAUCUAUGACUACCGCCAGCACCGCAAGGUGGAGGUGUACGGCAACACAGGCAGCAUGCCCAACCUGGUCCACAACAACUCAGGCAGCGGCUAUGCCUAUCCUCCACCUAUGCAGUACGGACCCAUGGCUUACUACGUGGCUGGCUAUCCGUGCCAGGACUACGACCCCUACUCCAUUGGGGGCUACAUGUACGAGAACGAGCUGGAGGGCCACUACAACGUGAACCCCUCCUACCAGGCACACAGCUACGCGGCCCAGAGCAGCUAUCGGCACUACGGGGCCGAGGGGCCCAAAAGCUUGGCCCAGAAUCCUUACGCCACCAUGAGGCCUCCCCGGGGCCGGCAGGGGCCCCGCAACGAGCUCCUGGCCAAGAACAUGCAGAAGGCCCUGGUGGUGGAGCACCUCCGUGGCUGGUACCACCGCAGCGCCGUCCACAAGGACGUGGGCAGAAGCCUGAUAGGAGGGUACGACUACGAGAGGGGCUCGCAACACAGCCUGGGCUACCAGACCCUACCAGCCGCCUCUUUCAGCCACUCCAGCCGAACCACCUCCUACUCCUCAGUUUCCUCUGCAGCCAGUGGGGGAAGUAACUGGCGCAGUCACCUUGCUGUAGGCCUGACGGACAGUGAGCUGCUGGACAUGCCCCUGACCACACAGCCGUCCUACAGCGCCCCCUACAGCCGGAGCCCCACUCACAGCAGAUAUGCUACUGAGUCCAGGCGGGCGGAGUCAGUGAGUCUCACGUCUGAUACGGUGGAGGUGAUUGGUGCUACGGCCAGAUGUACCGAUGAGGAGCAUUAACAGAGAGCACAAAGGACAUAGAUCACAAGUGGAUUACACAUCUACUGCUGUUCUGAUCACAAGGUGAUUACACAUCUACUGCUGUUCUGAUCACAAGUGGAUUACACAUCUACUGCUGUUCUGAGGAUUCAGAGGUCCAAAGGCCUCACUGGUUUAAGGACAGCACAGGACAGCAAGAGCAACAGGAUCCGAAAUACACAGACACACAUGUAAAUGCACACACACAAACCCAGAAACUCAGAAAUGUAUACACACACACACACACACACACACACACACACACAUGCACACACACACUUAUGUGCCUUGGAUUGAAAUGCAGUUCAGCCCAGGGUAUCCAAAGAAACAUCCAUCCAAGCACUUGUAUUGAUAUUUGCAACUAGAGUGGAAUCAAACAGCACAUUUGGGGACAACUUCUGACUAUACAAAGACAAAACCAUAAGACAAUGCAAGUCCUUCUGCGAUGGAUAACUUUAACUCAAUGCGCACACAACCAUGCUGAAUGUCUGUGACAUGUUGAGUUUUCUCCCAGGGGUCAUAUGUUUUGUUGUUUUUCCAUCGUAUUUAUAAAAAUGUCAGUUUUUUAAAAAGACAAUGUCACCUCCAUGCAGCUCCAGGUGCUGAUCAAAAUGAUCGCAAAUCUGCGUUCUGGUCGAACUGUCAAUAAUAUUGGGUGGCAUCUGCUGACUUUAAUGGAAGGAUCAAUACGUUUUUUUCAAAGUACAGUGUUUAUUGUAGGUGUUUAAGUUAAGUGCGCUAUUUUUGUGAGCCAGUCAUUCUUAGGAUUUUGUCAUCUGUUGUCAUUGUUCUACGUUGAAGAGUCGGUGAUUAGUCCUCUGUGUUUUAGAGCUGCUCAUUAUGAAGCAGUAAUGAGGGAAUUUGCCAUGGUCCCAAAUGACAUACAUUGAGCCUUCUCCACUGCGCGCCUUUGUCCUGUGCUGGAAUACAUGGACUAGGUGCUUCCGUUACCCCCACUUUCUUUCUCUCUCUCUCGCUCUCUCUCUCUCUCUCUGACUUUCACACACAGUACUCUCUUUCCUCUCUUUCUUGGUCUAAAUAAGGAUUUUGAAUGUAAAUGUCAAUAAUGUUCAUAGUAUGUGUUUGUAUUUUGUUUUCUGUUGUGUGUGUUGAAAGUGGUAUUGAAAGCAUGUUAUGUACAGUGAUAUUUUAACAUUUGAUAAACAGGUUCUUGGCUGUUUCAUUUUUUUUUAGGACGACAGUGUUUGAAUUUAAAACAUGGAUGACAUUCAAGGUAACAGAGUAUGCCUGUCAUUUGGUAUCAUAGAUAUUUGUACAGCGUUCGGCCUUCAAAACUGUGUCAACACUUACAGGGAGAUACAUCUCUCCAAUUGACAAAUGGAGUGUGAAUAAAAAAAGUUGUCAGAGA